AUGCGCCGCCUGCUCCUCCUCCUCCUCCUCCUCCUCCUCUCCCUCUCGUAUGAAACCUCCUCCGCCGCCGCCGGCGGCGGUGGCGGUUGUAGCGAUCGACGGUGCGGCAGCACCUCAGUGCCGUACCCUUUCGGCUUCUCCGGCGAUUGCCCCAUCCGCCUGGACUGCAACGCCACCUCGUCCACGCCGCUCCUCGUGACGAACAACACCGCGGACGCGCCGUACCCGAUCACCUCGUUCAACUCCAGCACCUCCACCUUCGUCGUCUCCGUCGCGCCCUCGUGCAGACGCACCGUCCGCGAGGCACAGGCGUCGCUCACCGGCGCCUGCUACGGCGUCUCCUCCCACACCGGGCUGUUCCUCCGCGGGGGUCGCUGCCGCUUGCCGGCUGCGUCCUCCAGCUGCAGCGUCAGCGACGAAGUUCUGUCGAGCCUGUUCCCCACGGCGCAGUGCGGCGGCCGUGGCAACGAUUCCGCCUCGACGUGCGUGGCCUCGCCGCCGCCGGCACCGAACAGCACAGUUGCGGCGACGGCCGAGGAGGAGGGCCGGUUCCUGUUCCUGCAAUGGAAGAAGGUGGACGACGCUGGGUGCGAGGACGUGACGUCUGCGGUGUAUGCGUACACGCCGCCGGAGGGGGUGGCCUCGGUGGAGUUCGGCGUCGCGGAGCUGGGAUGGUGGCUCGACGGGAGGUGCAACAGCACCUCCGCCAACGCCAACGCUACCGUGGUUCGCUGCGCGCAGAACGCAACGUGCCACGACUUCGAGACGCCGAGCGGGGCGUGGGGCCACCGGUGCGCGUGCGUGGACUGGAUGUCCGGCGACGGGUUCGCCGCCGGCGAUGGAUGCCACUUCGGCGUGGGGAGUUCCAAGAAGAAGGUUUUCCUCAUAGCUCCAGGUGUUCUGGCGGGCGUGGCGGCGGCCGCCGGCGCGCUUCUGCUGUGGCGGCUGCAAUGCCGGCGGCGCAAGGCCGGGCGGUCCUCGUCGGAGCGGCUGGAGGCGAUUCGGCUGCUGUCGGAGGCGGCCACGUCGAGCGGCGUGCCGGUGUACUCGUACGCCGAGAUCGCGCGCGCGACCAACUCCUUCUCGCACACGCACCGCCUGGGCACGGGCGCGUACGGCACCGUGUACGUCGGCAAGCUCCCGGGCAGCAGCAGCAGCAGCGCGCCGGCGGCGCUGGUGGCCAUCAAGCGCCUGCGCUGCCGCCUCCACCACCACGACGACGACGCGGCGGCGGAGGCGGCGCUGCUGCUGAACGAGAUCAAGCUCAUCUCCUCCGUCAGCCACCCCAACCUGGUCCGCCUCCUCGGCUGCUGCCUCGACCGCGGCGAGCAGGUGCUCGUCUACGAGUACGUGCCCAACGGCACGCUCUCCCAGCACCUCCUCGCCAGUGGCGGACGCACCUCCCGGCUGACGUGGCGCGCGCGGCUGGGCGUGGCGGCGGAGACGGCGGCGGCCAUCGCGUACCUGCACGGCAUGCGGCCGCCCAUCUUCCACCGCGACGUCAAGUCGAGCAACAUCCUCCUCGACGGCGCGCUCCGCCCCAAGCUGGCCGACUUCGGCCUGUCCCGCGCCGUGGACCGCCUGGAGGCCGCGCGCUCGCACGUGUCCACGGCGCCGCAGGGCACGCCCGGGUACGUGGACCCGGAGUACCACCAGAACUUCCACCUCUCCGACAAAAGCGACGUGUACAGCUUCGGCGUCGUGCUGCUGGAGCUCAUCACCGCCAUGAAGGUCGUCGACUUCGACCGCCCGCCCGCCGAGGUCAACCUCGCCUCCCUCGCGCUCGACCGCAUCGGCAAGGGCAGGGUGGGCGAGAUCGUCGACCCGGCGCUCCUCGGCGGCGGCGACGGCGAGGAGUGGGUCAUGGGCUCGGUCCGCCACGUCAGCGAGCUGGCGUUCCGGUGCCUCGCGUUCCAGAAGGACGUCCGGCCGUCCAUGAGCGAGGUGGCCGCCGAGCUGCACCGGAUCAGGUUCGCCGCCCCGGACCCGGACGACGGCGACUCCGAGGAGCCCGGGUCAAGGCUCCGGCCUAUGACUAUGAUGGACAUCCAGAUCGACGUGAGCUUGGACGGCCCGGACGCAAUGGCGAAGAAGGCCGCGGCUUCGCCGGUGUCCGUGCAGGAGGUGUGGGUCAGCGACCAGAGCUGGCCGUCGACCAACGGCUCCAUGCCGCGCUUUGCUGCGUAG
Messenger RNA from Miscanthus lutarioriparius, 2187 nucleotides. Lineage: Eukaryota; Viridiplantae; Streptophyta; Magnoliopsida; Poales; Poaceae. The record is from the annotation of a GenBank genome assembly.